Molecule: messenger RNA, 3932 nt
Organism: Arvicola amphibius (Eurasian water vole)
Lineage: Eukaryota; Metazoa; Chordata; Mammalia; Rodentia; Cricetidae
Gene: Emc8
Product: ER membrane protein complex subunit 8
Exons: 5
Coding region: 144-767 (207 amino acids)
Cellular component (GO): EMC complex
Source: RefSeq, a predicted model, not a curated record
CAGGCGCUCGCAAAUACGCUUUCCGGCGGGCGGGUCGAGGUGGGAGAUUGCCAGUUGGAGGCGUGAGUUUAUCUCCGGGUGCAGCAGGGUCGGUGUUUUGUACCUUGGGGGCCUCUCUGGCGACGUGAGCACCCCGACUCAGCAUGCCGGGCGUGAAGCUGACUACCCAGGCCUACUGCAAGAUGGUGCUACACGGCGCCAAGUACCCGCACUGCGCGGUCAACGGGCUUUUGGUGGCCGAGAGGCAGAGGCCGCGCAAGGAGCAUCCGCCGGGCUCGGGCAGCCACACUCUCUUCGUGGACUGCAUCCCGCUUUUCCACGGCACGCUGGCCCUGGCGCCCAUGCUGGAGGUGGCGCUCACCCUGAUCGACUCAUGGUGCAAAGAAAACAGCUAUGUGAUCGCCGGCUAUUAUCAAGCUAAUGAGCGUGUGAAGGAUGCCAGCCCAAACCAGGUGGCAGAGAAGGUGGCCUCCAGGAUCGCUGAGGGCUUCAGUGACACUGCACUCAUCAUGGUGGACAAUGCCAAGUUCACGAUGGACUGCGCAGCACCUACAAUCCAUGUCUACGAGCACCAUGAGAACAGGUGGCGAUGCAGAGACCCACACCACGACUACUGUGAGGAUUGGCCGGAGGCACAGAGGAUCUUGGCAUCGCUCCUGGACGGCCGCUCCUAUGAAACACUCGUGGAUUUUGAUAACCACCUGGAUGACAUUCGGAACGACUGGACAAACCCUGAGAUCAACAAAGCAGUUCUGCACCUGUGCUAGAUGAGGGCCACCACAACUGGACACUGCACUACAGAGAAGAGAAAAACCUAUUUUUAAAUUUCGAGUAAUAGUGGACUAAGUCUGUGGUGUGUGCCUUGGAAGGGGAGUCCGAUCGGCAUCCUUCAGGGCAGAGUUGUGGAGAGGUGUAGGCCGCCUAGGCUUUUGGGUUCUUUGUUCUGUGCUGCCUGGUCCUGCCCAUCAGAGCUCUUUCUGCUUGUCCCGGGGUGUUCCCAUUAAACAGUUCUAGCCUUUUAUAAUCUAGAAAGGGUGCAUUUCAGUCUUUACUCUGGUGAGUGUGUAAGUCGUCAGGCCUCCUCGUGGACUGUUGGAGCAUCAUCUGAUCAGCCAAGUUGGUGUCAAGACUAGGAGCUGUGGGCUGCACAGGGGAAAGAGCCAGCACCGCUGCCUGAGAAGCCUCGCUGUACAAUGAACACAGCACGUUGGUAAUGAGAACAUAGAUCCCAUGAGGAGAGGAAGCUGAGCCCAUGAACAUUCCCAAAACCUGACUCGGCUGCUCUGGGUCUUCAGAGUGAGACCUGCUUUGUAUUUAAAAUAAACAAAAAACAAACAUACAAAAAGGAAAAAAAAACCCUAGUGUUUGGUGUCUCCGGGAUGUCCCAAGCAAUGUGCUUGUUAGCUUGGAUUGUUUGACCAAGUGUUCUUACCAUCUUAGGAAAUAGUAAGAAGACUUGGUGCAUUGUGUGUUGUCCUUUGGACCGUUUUACACGGAGAAAUAGUGCCUUUCCUUAGGCUUCAUGAGGCUGGUGGCAAGGGUUUGUUGACAGCAUUCUCCCCCUCAUUCUGGCAUCUCUUGCCUUUUACUGUUUUGUUUUGCUCUUGAUUUUGUUUGUUGGCUGGGGGAAGUGUUUAGUUUCAGUUGACUGAGAAUAUACCUUUGCUGUCCUUAUUGACACGGAGGAGCCUGGCCUUGAACGUGCAGUGAUCCCUCUGCCUUUUCUUCUCAGUUACUGAGAUCAGCACCCCUCCCUGCUCUCCUUAACCUUUCAAACUGACCUUGUCAGUUUCUGAACUAAGGAAGAUGUGAGACACCAGUCCUCACCCUCAUACAGAGGGUUUUGCAGGCUCCUCUAUCCCAGGACAGCGUCGGCAUGUGCUCUCCCCUUCCACCCCCCUCCAACCCCUGCCUCGCUUAUUUUUGAGAUGGGAGUUUUUGUGCUAGAGCCGGAGUUGGGAGUAGCUCACUGUUCUUCUGUCCAAGCCAGGUAUGGUGCCCAUGCCUUGUCCUAGCACAGAAGGGGAGGAUCACAAGUUUGAGUCCAAUUCUUCGUAAUGAGUUUCAGGCCAACAAAACAAAAUCUGAGUGCAGCAGGUCACCUGUGUACGUUGUUUUCAGGGACAACUCCCUUAAAGCUGUGGCUGGCAAACGGUUCUAUAUAACUCGCACAUCAAAGAACAGGAACCUGAGAGGCAGGAGCUGAAGCAGAAGCCAUGGAGGAACUUACUAGGCUCAUUCUCUGUGAGGUUUGUUCAGCCUGCUUUCUUACAUGAUUCAGGACCAUAUGCUUGAGAGUAACACCACUCAGUGGGCCCUUCUAUGUCAAUCAUUAAUCAAGAAAAUAACCUACAGACUUGCCUACAAUCUAAUAGUAGCAAUUCUUUAAUUGAGGAAGGUGGUGACUAGACUACAUCAGUUGACAAAACUGACCUGCAGUGUAUUUGUCAGGGUUCUCUAGAAUUUUUGAUGGGAGUGUUUCUUACUCUAUAAAUAAUAUAUAUUUAUGUAAAAUGGGAUUUAUUGGAGUCACAAGUAAUGAUUCAACUAUUCCAACAAUAUCUGGCAACCAGUGGAUAAUUCAAGAAUCCAGUGUUCAGUCCCCAAGACUGGAUGUCUCAGCUGGUCUUAAGUAUACACUGAAAUCACAAAGAAGUAGGCUCUAAUGCCAUUGAAAGAAUGAACUUGCCAGUGUGGGCAAGAGUAAGCAGGCAACAACAACAGCUUCCUUCCAUGGUCUUUAUAUAGGCUGCCACCAGAAGGUGUGGCCCAGAUUUAAGGGAGAUCUUGCUACCUUAAAUGAUAAAUCAAGGAAAAUUCUCACAGAUGUACCCAGCAGCUUGGGGUUCAAUUAAUUCCAGAUGUAAUCAAGUUGAUGACCAAGAAUAACCAUCACAAGCAGACAGUUGUCCCUUGUCAACUUGACAUACAAACAGCACUAUUAAACCAUAACCCUUCUUUCUGUUCUUGUUUAUCCCCAAGUUGCUUUGGUCAGUUGUAGCACAGCAAUGGAAACUAAGCUAGGACACCAUUAACACGUAUAGUAAAAACUCAAUAUAAAAUUUUCUUAAACAUUCCAGAAAACUAGAAAGGAUUUUGAAGGUCUUACCGUAAGGCAAUGAUGAAAAGGUAGGCCUGUAUCAGUUUAAAUUUUUUUUAAUGAGUUUUCCCCUUAAUUUUGUUGGUUUUUCUGAGACAGGGUUUCAUUGUGCAUCCUGUGUAGACCAGGCUGACCUCUACCUCCUGGGUCUUAAAGGAAUUUUUCACUUCUACAAUUGCCUUUAAGGAUUAAAGAUACUGGCAGACAGUGGUGGAACAAACCUUUAUUACCAGCACUGGGAAAGCAAAGGCUGGUGGAUCUAUGUGAGUUUAAGGCCAGCCUGGUCUACAGAGUGAGAUCCAAGACAGCCAGGGCUAUGUAGAGAGACCCUGUCUCCAAAAUAAAAAAAGUUAAGGAUACUAUCCAGGCAUGGUGGCAUACACCCUUAAUCCUGACACUCAAGCUGAGAAAACUGCCACAAGCUGAGGCCAGCCUGGUCUAUAUUGUGAAUUCCAAGACAACCUGAAUCUAGAAUGAAGACUCAAAAAAAAAAAAAAAAACAGGAAAUAAUACUAAAGGAUGCUAAACAGACAAUGGGAAAACAGACAACAGCCUCGUUGGAAACUAUGCUGCUGAGGAAAAGCUGACUGCUAAUUUAGGGGUGUGGGAGUGUUUGCCUACACGAUGUGUGUCCAGUGUCUGUGCAAUAGAAAGCAGUUUGGAAAUCCUGGGGAAGAUUGUAAGGCCAGCAAAAUGGCUCAGCAGAUAAAUGCACCACCCUUCAAGCCUGGCAGUCUGUGUUCUGUGCCUGGGACCCACACGUUGUCCUCAGAUAGGUUGUCCUCUGACCUCCACACGUACACAUAACUGGUAAAUAAAUGUUAUUUUUAAA